Molecule: messenger RNA, 1626 nt
Organism: Cornus florida
Lineage: Eukaryota; Viridiplantae; Streptophyta; Magnoliopsida; Cornales; Cornaceae
Exons: 6
Coding region: 200-1432 (410 amino acids)
Cellular component (GO): membrane
Source: RefSeq, a predicted model, not a curated record
AGAGGGUAAGUGAUAAAGAUUGAAAAAAAAAAGAGAGAGAAAGAUAAAGAUUGGAUUUUUUGGUUGACCAUAGAAUAGAUAUACUACCCAGCCGAAAAUCGUUGAGGAAAAAGAUCGGAAUUUUUGGUUGACCAUACUAUAGAUAUACUACCCAUUAAGCCGAAAAUCGUUGAGGAAAAUACAGUCGAGAGAGAAAGACAUGUCGUGCUUGUGUUCUUGCUGUGCUUCCUUGACCUGCGGUCUCUGCUCAUCGGUGGCGUCUGGGAUCUCCAAACGCUCAGCUAGACUCGCUUAUUGCGGCCUCUUUGGCAUCUCUUUGAUCGUUUCAUGGAUUCUCAGAGAAGUUGCAGCUCCUCUCUUGGAGAAAUGCUCAUGGAUCAACACUUCUGAUUCUUACUCAAAAGAAUGGUAUCAAAUACAAGCAGUUCUUCGUGUCAGCUUAGGGAAUUUCUUGUUUUUCGCAAUAUUUGCCCUUAUAAUGAUUGGAGUAAAGGAUCAGAAUGACAGACGUGAUUCCUGGCACCAUGGUGGAUGGACUGCUAAGAUUGUGAUUUGGGCUUUGCUUGUAAUCCUCAUGUUUUUCCUCCCGAAUAUUGUCUUGACAAUUUAUGGGAUUUUAUCAAAAUUUGGGGCAGGAUUAUUUUUAUUGGUUCAAGUGAUUAUACUACUCGAUGCCACACACUCAUGGAACGAUGCUUGGGUCGCGAAAGAUGAACAGAAAUGGUAUGUUGCUUUACUUGGUGUAUCAGUGAUCUGCUACCUUGCAGCAUUUACAAUUUCGGGACUUCUAUUUAUUUGGUUCAAUCCUUCUGGUCAAGAUUGUGGUCUCAAUGUCUUCUUCAUUGUCAUGACCAUGAUCCUUGCAUUUGCAUUUGCUGUUAUUGCAUUGCAUCCAAAGGUGAAUGGAAGUCUGUUGCCCGCUUCUGUGAUUUCCGUUUAUUGUGCUUACGUUUGUUUUACUGGUCUAUCCUCCGAACCUCGAGAUUAUGUCUGCAAUGGUCUCAAUAAUACCCGUGCAGUCUCCACAAGUACCCUUAUUCUGGGGAUGCUCACAACAGUUCUUUCAGUUCUUUACUCUGCCCUUCGAGCCGGAUCAUCAACAACAUUUCUAUCCCCACCAUCUUCUCCCAAGUCAGGUGAAAAGAAACCCCUUCUUGAUUCUGAAAAACUGGAAGAAGGGAAAGAAAAGAAGGAAACAGAAGCACGGCCAGUUAGUUACUCCUAUACAUUCUUCCAUCUGAUAUUUGCUCUGGCUAGCAUGUAUUCGGCCAUGCUUCUUUCUGGGUGGACCAGCACUUCUGAGAGCUCCGACCUGAUUGAUGUUGGCUGGACAUCAGUUUGGGUUCGGAUCUGUACCGAGUGGGUCACUGCUGUUCUGUAUGUCUGGUCUCUUGUGGCUCCUUUGCUGUUCCCUGACCGCGAGUUCUUUUAGAUCUUCUUUUCAUGUUGGAUUUAGGGCUCCUUUACCUAUCAAUGUUAAUCUUUCACUAAAGGUGUAUGAUGUGAUCAAAUCCGGUUUAUGUAAUGUCUACUGGUGGUUGUGAUGUGCAUAUAAAAACUAGUACUCUGUAUAACAUGAUUUUUUUUUCACAAGGAAGUGCUCUGAUGACUGAUGCUUAUGUGUUA